Messenger RNA from Spodoptera litura, 2043 nucleotides. NCBI's taxonomy places the organism in Eukaryota, Metazoa, Arthropoda, Insecta, Lepidoptera, Noctuidae. The record is from RefSeq and is a predicted model, not a curated record.
AUGAUCUUAUACAUUCAGAUCAUACAGAUAGUACUGAUCCUUGCUUUAGUGUACUUAUCAAGAUGCUCUCAAGUGAUAGACUCCAGGUCACAGAAUGCGUUGUACGUGGCGAACUAUUGUCCAGCCAUGAAACACUGUCUAGAAGGCACCCAUGUCAUGUGCAUGUAUUAUAACCCUGAGCAAACAAUGGGCCCACUAUGUAGAAACUACGUGACGGUCACAAUCACUCCACAAAUGGUUCACCAGAUACUUAAAGAAGUUAACGACAUAAGAAUGAGGGUUGCCUCCGGUAAGGAGACUGGGAAAGAUGGACAUCCCCUACCAAGGGCAUAUGGAAUGAUGAAAUUGUUCUGGGACAGUGAACUUGCGACAUUGGCACAAGUGCUAGCUGAUCAGUGUAUGGGACUGAAAGAGGAUGAAUGCAGAGCUACUGACACAUUCCCCAAUCCAAGUCAAAUAAUAACCCUGAUUAACUUCAAAGUGCCAAAUUGGGACUAUUUAAGCCGCAAUACGACAGUUCGAGGGUUAAAUAAGGAGAAGAUCAGCUUUGCCAUAGAGAAAGCCAUGAGGUCUUUACACGCAGUGAAGAGACUGGUCACUCCUAACACUGUUUAUGAUGGUCCUGUUUUGGAAUUAAUUCCAGAUAUGGGAUCCAGGAGUUACUUAAAGCUAAUCCGUGGCAAAGCAACUCACAUUGGAUGCGGUAUAUCGGCGUACAGAAGGUUCCAAAUGUUAGCUAAUGGCGCACAAAAUAUUUACAAUAGCAUCCAAUUAGUUUGCAACAUAUCUGACGAGCCUCAGAAGUCGCAACCUCUUUACACCACAGACCCUCCGAUACCAGGAACAGGUUUUACGGAAUCCUGCGGCUGCCCUCAAGGGUACAGGGAGACUACUGGCUGCCUCUGUGAAAGAAAUCCACGCAUGUACAUCAGCAAGACAAAAGUUAUGCGUGAACAAAAACAGAAAUAUGAACGUCCAGAAAUUAAAGAAGUGCAGACGACGCCAUCUGAUGGUCCAAUGAGUGGUCUGAUGGGAUCAUUUUCAGAAGGAAAACCUAAAGUUGCGAUAUUACCAAUUUUCGAAAUACAAGAUGUACCUCCUAACUCUUAUGAAGCAGAGAAUGAUAUCGAAUAUCAAUUCCACAAAAGCUUUGGAAACAGAAGUUUCUUCCCAGAAGAGCAUUCAGUAGAAGAGACGGACAUUUCAGAUGAAAUUGCCUAUAAAGAGAUUACAAACGAUAUGAUGAAACCUCAUAAAGUUAUGCGCGCAAAUGAUAUUCAUAAUAUGCCAAAUAAGAUCCACAAAAAAGAAUUUGAAUUACAUGACGUUGUGAUUAGUGAAGAAUUAAAGCCAGAAAAAUAUGAGAUGUACAGCAGUGGGGAACAUAAUACUGAUCCUUAUGCAGGAAACGAAGAUGUAGUUGAUGAUAAAACAUUUCUUUCAAUCUUAGACCAUUUAGAAAAAGCAGUCCAAGACAUAGAACUCGAAGGUGACGCACGAGAAUUAUUCGACAUUAAAAUGAGGAAGAUAUACGAAUCUGGACUGAAAUUGAAAAAUCAAAAUGCGAAACACGAUGUAAAUUUAGAUAAAUUAAGCCCAAUAGAAAGAGAAAACCACUUACAGGAGGUGAGAAAUUAUUUACAACAUAAAGUUAACUCUCAUAAUGGCUAUAGUCAUAUGCAAGAACGUCGUCAUUGGCCCAGAGAUGAAAAAAUAAACCAACAUACAGUUGAAGAAAAAGACGAAAUGAAUGUAAUAUAUGAUUACCCGGAACAAAAAGAAGUAGAAAGCGAUGAAAUCUAUACAGGAAUAGAUGAUAAACUGAUCGAUAUUUUGAACAACAAAAAACAUACUAAAACUCGAAAAUAUGAUUACUAUGAGAGAAAUUACGGUGACGAAGACCGUUACAAUGACAGGUUUGAUGAAAUUGAGGAUAAUACUCUCCCACCGCCUAGAAAACAAGAGAAGAUUAAUAGAUACGAAAAGAAAGAAGAGGAAAAUGGUAUUCCAGAUAAUGUAGCGCAUAAAAAGCAUGUCAAACCU